Messenger RNA from Drosophila hydei, 633 nucleotides. RefSeq lists its product as uncharacterized. The transcript is spliced from 3 exons. Lineage: Eukaryota; Metazoa; Arthropoda; Insecta; Diptera; Drosophilidae. Bases 51 to 377 code for a protein of 108 amino acids. The record is from RefSeq and is a predicted model, not a curated record. Gene Ontology annotation, molecular function: serine-type endopeptidase inhibitor activity; protein binding.
UCAGUUUCACACUCGUUCGGACAAAUUCGUGGUUCUCGCACACAAAAAAAAUGGAAAUAACCCAUAUAAUCGUUUUUGGUUUGCUGAUCGCUGCUGUUGCCGCGCAUCCACAGUUCCAGCGAUGGGAAGAGGAUCUGACGCAGACUUUCAUUCGUGGACAGCCCGUUACAUCAACUAGGCCAACGACCACAGCUCAACCAACAACAGCUUCGCCCCGCAUCCAGGCCUGCAUCCAGACCUGCCCAGCGACCAGUGAAUACAAUCCCAUCUGUGGCAGCGAUGGCGUUAACUACUACAACGAGGGACGUCUCAACUGUGCUAUUCGCUGUGGUCAAAAUGUUCGUUUCAUACACCUGGGCAUCUGCAGUACUACGUAGAUCAUUGCUGUAUGUGAUUUCUAAUAGUUUUAGUGAAAAUGUCUGCUACAAUCUACAGUUCAAUGCUUUACUAAUGACCUUAGAGGCAUAUGAAUAAAAACAAGCGAGAACUAAUUAGGCGAGUCUACUCGACAAACUGCUACUCUGUAUCACAAAAUAGAAAUAUGAAUUUAAUUGCUGAUGCUAGCAAUACAAAUGUAUAAAGUUUAAUUGAUAAUAAAUAAAUAAUUUAUAAGACAACUUAUUGAAAGGAAGC